Molecule: messenger RNA, 2342 nt
Organism: Trachymyrmex septentrionalis
Lineage: Eukaryota; Metazoa; Arthropoda; Insecta; Hymenoptera; Formicidae
Gene: Cyp18a1
Product: cytochrome P450 18a1-like
Exons: 5
Coding region: 548-2155 (535 amino acids)
Biological process (GO): xenobiotic metabolic process
Cellular component (GO): intracellular membrane-bounded organelle; cytoplasm
Molecular function (GO): heme binding; oxidoreductase activity, acting on paired donors, with incorporation or reduction of molecular oxygen, reduced flavin or flavoprotein as one donor, and incorporation of one atom of oxygen; iron ion binding
Source: RefSeq, a predicted model, not a curated record
UCCUUCCGUAGCUCGUUCACUUCGACGUUGCGAGCAACGAAUUCGGCUGGGGCGGUGACCGACUUUUUUCCUCUCUCUUUCUUUUUUCUCCUUCUUUUCUAAGUUAGUCCCUUCCUCUUAUUUUCAUUUUUUUCCUUCCUUUGCCUUGAGACUAUUCAUUGUUAUCAGUUUUGAAACCCCUAUUUUCCUAGGAUUGGACGGUGAGGAGUUCCUCUCAUAGUUUAUCCUUCCCUUGCCGAGACAUCGCUUAUUUAUUUUACGACUGCAGUAGUCGCGGCUUCAUUAGAUAUAAAGACGUAGAGUCGAAUGGACAUAAUAUAUUCGAGCAAACGGAACUCUAUUCUCUUUUUUGUAUCAAGAGGCUAGGAAAGCGAAAGAAAAAAGUUAACAAAUAUAGAGACUUCGUGCGGUAUAUAUAUAUACGCACAUAUGUAUAUAUAUAUAUAUAUAUAUCAGUGAUAACCACGACGAUAGACAUUCGAAGAUAUUAACAAGCGUUUCGAUAUCACAGAUCUUUAAUCAAUCGGUGAUCCGUGAUCCGUACGAGAUGCUGGUAAUGCAAUUCGGGAGAUGGCUUUGGCAUAUAAUGGGCGGCAGUGGGACUCAGGUCUUUUGCUCUCUUCUGAUAUUCGUCACUGUUGUACUGGUGUCUUAUUGGCUGUAUUUGAAAUAUAGUCGCAUCUGUAAGUUACCUCCUGGUCCAUGGGGACUGCCGUAUUGUGGCUACAUACCCUUUAUCAAAGAAGGAAUACACCUGCAUUUCACUAAGCUGGCCAAGAAAUACGGUGGAAUAUUCAGCGUUAGCAUGGGCUCCGAGCUGACCGUCGUUCUCAGCGAUUAUCGCAUUAUACGCGAUUCAUUCCGACGUGAGGACUUCAGCGGCAAACCACAUGACGAUUUCAUGAACAUCAUCGAUGGAUACGGUAUCAUUAAUACGGAGGGUGCUCUGUGGAAGGAUCAGAGGAAAUUUGUACAUGAAAAUCUUAGAAAGUUCGGUAUGAAUUUCCAUAGCGCCAGAAAUUUGGAAUCGAAGAUCAUGCACGAAGUCGAGAUAUUUCUUAAGAGAUUGGCAAUGAGACGUGGAGCGCCCACAACCCUGACGUCCUCUCUCUGUGUAUCAAUCAGUAAUGUGAUCUGCUCGGUUAUAAUGGGAAUACGUUUCCACCAUGGCGACCCGAAAUUCAAGAGGUUUAUGGAUCUCAUUAACGAAGGAUUCAAACUGUUUGGUAAAGUGACAUUAGCGAAUCAUAUACCGUUAUUGCGUCACUGUCCAUGGAUUAAUAGCGUCCAAAAUAAAAUCGAAAAAAAUCGAUCAGAAAUGGCUGAAUUCUUUCAAGAAGUUAUCAAUGAGCAUAAAGCAAUGUAUGACAAGAAUAACAUUAAUGAUAUCCUCGAUUCCUACCUGUACGAAAUUCAAAAAGCUGAGGAAGAAAAUCGAGAAGAUCAGCUUUUUGAGGGAAAAGAUAAAGUUCGUCAAAUGCAACAAAUUCUGGCCGAUCUCUUCUCCGCGGGUAUGGAAACGGUGAAGAGUACUCUGGAGUGGUCGAUGGUUUUCAUGUUGAAUUAUCCAGAAGCAGCAAGGGCAGUACAGGAUGAAUUGGAUCAAGUCGUAGGAAGAUCAAGAUUACCCUCAUUGGAGGAUCGUCAAUUUCUUCCGAUCACUGAGGCGACGAUUCUAGAAAUUCUUCGCAGAUCCAAUCUUGUACCACUUGGCGCUGCGCACGCUACUACACGGGAUGUGAUGUUAAACGACCAUUUAAUACCAGCCGGUACUAGCGUGGUGCCGUUGUUAUAUGCGGUGCAUAUGGAUCCUGAACUCUGGGAUAAUCCGGAAGCCUUCCGGCCCAGCCGUUUUCUGUCUGCCGACGGGAAAGUGUCACAACCACGAUUCUUUAUGCCUUUUGGCGUCGGUAGACGAAAGUGCCUGGGUGAAGUGUUGGCGCGCAUGGAAAUCUUCCUGUUCUUCGCGUCAUUAAUGCACACGUUCAACUUGUGUCUACCUGAAGGUGUUCCAUUGCCCAGCCUGGAAGGCAACAUUGGCGCAACACUAACAGCGUCACCCUUUGAAGUUUGCUUGUUGCAGAGAGAUCUGCUGUUGGCAGAUUGCGAUAACAACGAGGUAUCUGGACCUUUGCGCAACAUUGGGAGCCAUUAGACCCUCGACGAACUUUAAAGCACGGUACUUGUUCCUAUUGCCGCAGAAGAGGCAAACAAAGAGAGAAUCUGCAAGUCGCGUGCUGAUGCUAUGGAAUCCAUCCAUUACGCACGCGAAGCUGGUGAGCCGUAAGAUUUACUUAAUUAUAAGAUUAUAUUUAAUUGUACAUUAAUUAUCAGAGAAUAAA